This is a messenger RNA of Caenorhabditis angaria, 2161 nucleotides long. Lineage: Eukaryota; Metazoa; Nematoda; Chromadorea; Rhabditida; Rhabditidae. The record is from the annotation of a GenBank genome assembly.
AUGUUCUCCAAACUCAUCUUGGUGUUCGCCAUUUCCGGUGCAGCUUUCUGCUUUGCACCAGAUCGAUACGCUCUCGAACAAGCCAGAAUUUUCGAGAAGGCUUUCGAUGAUGCCUAUCGUCGUGAUGGUGUUGCUGGAGUUGCGAUCUAUUUCACCAAGGAUUUCCAAUCGACUCGAAUUGAUGGACUCCAGAGAAAUAAGAGUGAGUUACUUAAACAGAGAAACUCUUUCUAUCAAAAUUUAAAUUUCAGCCGAAUAUUUGGACUACUUGUUGAGUGUCAAUGUUCAAGACAUCUUCUUCCAUCCUUCGAUUCAAGCCUCAUUCGAUGUUCACACCAGAAAUCUUCUUGUUAGCUAUCAUCACGAAGAAGUUUUGUAUGUUUUCACUUUGAAACCAAAUCGUGCGCUCAUUGGAGGUUAUCAAAUCAAGAGCAUUGCACCAGCCUUUUGAUUCGGGGGGCUUUUGAAAUAAAUUUGAAUUAUGCAUUUUUCCUAAAAAUGUUUGUCCAGUGUGAAAAAAUUUUAAAAAUUUCGCGGGCAAUAAGGUUCGAACCUUGGUGUCAUGCACGCCAGUCUAAAAUGCUAUCCACUCGGCCACAUCUCUCUUUUCUGCGAGAGGGAAAAUGUUGGUGGAGAGAAAACUGAACCGAAUGCGGCUCAAAAUUUGAAGUUAGGAUAACUUUUUUCACAUGCAAAAUCACAAAAUAAUUUCAGCUGUUUUUCAAAGAACAUUCGAAAUUUCAAGCAGGUGUAAAAUUUCAGAACUCAGCUUCUCACAAUCAAUACAGAACUCUUUUGAUGCAAAUCUACCAUCUUAUUUGCGGUAUUUAUUACCUUUCGCUUGUCAUAAUAUUCCUCCCGUUAUACAUAAAAGUCCAGGAAAAAUGCAGAGUUUAUCGAUUUUUCAACUAUCUUUUCAUAGCUCACAUUUGUUUGAACAUGAUACAUUCGUCAAGAAUGUUUGCACUGUCUUUCGAAAUACGCGGAGGAUUUUUUAUAUUCAAUGUUAUCGGUCUUUGUGACACGUUGUUGGUUUAUUUUUUGUGUCAUUUUUUCAUUUAUGCAUGGACUUUUCUUGCCGCAUUUAUGAAUAUUGAAUUAUGGUUCAAGGUUCCGAGAUUCUACAAAACCUUCAAUAUUUUCUCUAUUGUUAUUUGUUGUUCUAUAGUUUACACGUUAACAUUGUCAUAUAUAUCUGUGGGAAUUUCGAGAAAGUAUAACGAUUUGAUUUAUUUUAAUGUGAAUUACAUUGACACUAUAUUUCUUUUGAUUAUCGCAAUUUCAACUUUUCGAAAACUUUCAUCAGGAAUUUUUGAAAGGAAAUUGGUUCAUGUAUUUUUGAUUGUUAUUAUCAGAGUGGUAAGUGAUAUUAUAUAAAGGGGUUGUCUUUCUACGAGGCCCGUUUAGCUAAAUAGUUAGGGCUAAGAAAGUGCGCUCUAUCGCACACAUUAUUUAUUUGUGUGUACUUCUCUCGGAGUUCGCACCCAAACAUUUCAUUUGGGGUGUAAGUUAAUGCUAGUUAGUUAAAAAUAGUGACGCACCACGGCCUUUUACAGGGUAAAUCGAGAGAGACACAGAGAAAACGAGAAAAAAUCUUCAAAAAGAAAUCCAAAACACGAAAUUCAAAAAUAUUUGAUAUAUCGUUUCGAAACCAAACGCGGGAAAGGUUUUUGAAUUCGAAAAAAUUUGAAAAACAUGUUUCCCGCGCUUGGUCUCGCAACGAGCAGCCGGACUGCAAAUGCAUUUGGUGUUCCGUAUUUCGAUUGGAAGGUUUUGUUUUUCUUUCUCUGUGUCUCUCUCGAAUUGCAAUUUUCCCAAUUUCUGAAAGGCCGUGGCACAAUUGCGGACUUGCUUUUUCACGAACAAGGACAACCCCUUUAAUUUUCAUAAAUACCUUCAGACCUCAACCCUGAUCUCAAUAAUGGCAAUCGGAUGUUUGAUCAAUAAUGAAUCUAUUGAAGCUCAUGUCAAUUUCCAAAAUGAUUUCACUUAUCCAUUAUUGCCUGUCACUUUUGUCUUAUCGUUUUAUUUGAGCUCUGAUGGACAAAAAGAGCCGGAGAGACAUACGAGUUUGUGAGUUUAGUGUAAAAUAAAUACACAAAAAGAAGGUUCUUAGAACUUUUAUUUCAGAGGAUCGGUACUUCCGAAGCUGGAUAAUUGA